AAAAGAUUUUCCUAAACAACGAUUUCUUUCUUUUUAUUAGUUGAGGUUUGCAAACGGACUCGAAAAAAGAUUUACAAAUUAGGCAUCGUUGUUUUUGUGGUUGAUUCGGUUUCAAAAUGGCGGCGGCCGUUCCAGACCUUGAGACUGACGAGUCGGAAUCUAACUUGCUUUUUUUCAACUUCAACCAGAAUUAUUCCGCUAUUUCAGUUGGUACAAAAACUGGAUACAGAUUACUGUCAUUAGCUUCUAUCGACAAGUUUGACGUCGUGCAUGAAGAUGACACCCCAGAAGUCAAUGCGAUCGACAGGUUUUUUUCCAGUAGUUUGUUGGCUUUAGUUAGUUUGACAGCCCCCAGAAAACUGAGGGUAUGCCAUUUUAAGAAGACCCAAGAAAUAUGUAACUUCAGCUAUUCUAGUGCCAUUUUAGGAGUCAAGCUCAACAGAACGUCACAUGCGAUAUUACAGAGGUUGGUGGUCUGUUUGGAAGACAGUAUACACAUCCACGGUCUCAAGGACAUGAGAACCUUGCACAGCAUCAACAACAUACCAUACAAUCCAAAGGGUCUUUUUGCAUUAGCCUCUGGCAAUGAAAACUGCUUCCUUGCUUGGCCUUCAAGCAAUAUCAUCGGGGAGGUCCAUGUUUUCGACUGUAUCAGUCAGAGGGAUAUAACAACCAUACAUGCCCAUGACAAUCCAUUAGCUGCCAUAGCAUUCAGUACAUCUUCAUCUAUGAUAGCCACUGCAUCUGAAAAAGGUACAAUCAUCAGAGUUUUCUCACUGCCUGAUGGUCAGAAGAUUUUUGAAUUCAGAAGAGGAGUUAAAAGGUGCGCUACGAUACAUUCACUUUCAUUCAGUCAAGACUCUCGUUUCCUCUGUUGUUCCAGCAACACGGAGACCAUUCACAUCUUCAACCUGGAAAGCACCAAAGAUGAGAAGCCCGUAGAAGAGUCGCAAGGUGGUUGGAUGGACUAUCUUAGUGGGGCCCUCAGGACAUCGGCCUCUUACCUGCCAACACAAGUUACCGAAAUUUUAAACCAGGGACGUGACUUUGCCGUUGCACGACUCCACAAAGCUGGUCUCAAGAAUGUCAGCGCCAUCGCUUGCAUACAGAGAGCAACCUACGUGCUGGUAGCCUGUGAGGAUGGCUUCUUGUACGUCUUCAACUUCAACACAUCUAUUGGAGGAGAGUGUCCCUAUGUUAAACGGCUCAGGUUUGAUGUUAUGGGCGAAAGCGGGAAUGCAGAGGUUGCUGAUUCCAUGUUAAUUAACGGAGCAGCGGCUUCUUGGCCAUUUACGAAAGAUGAACCUUCGGAGGACAGAGUUAAAGAGCCUGCAGACGAUUUGAAAUUGGAUGAUGAAAAUGAGUUUCCACCCGUUGUGCAUGGAAAUUAACUGUUAAGUAAUUAAUAUUUAAUUAAUAAGUGCUGUAAUAAAUGAGUUAAUGAAUGAACAAACAUAUGAGAUAUAUUCGAGUAUUUCCUUUCGUUUAAUGAGACAUUGUCAGUCUUUAUAAUAUGUGUUACAAAUGUUCGUGCAUCUCUGUGUAAACGCUUGAAGCGAGCGAACAUUUCUAUGUUUGUAUACACAUUAUAUAUUUUAUAUAUACAUUGAUCAUCUAUUUUUAUUUUGACUCGUGUAUAUAUAUUUUUUAAGUUUAAACGUUUUGAAUUUUUUUUUUUUGAUCAUGCAUUAUAAUAUUUGUCCUGUCGAAUGGUGAAUCUACGUUGAACAGUCUUCGAGUGUCAACUGUAUAUUUUGGAUUAUGUUGCAUUUGUUGUCAUUUGACUGUAUGUUUAAGCGAAACAGUUUUCCAUUUAAUUAAGUAUUAUUAACCAAUAAACAUUUUCCAUAAAUAUGGGAUCGUUGCGUUCCAAAAUUCCAACAAGGGAUUCAAUGGCUCAUUUGUUUCAUGUGACUGUACCGAGUUUUUGUGUUAUCAACGAUAAUAAUAAAUUGCAUUUUAAUUAUGGUGGAUUCUCGAUGUAGACAUCACAUCUCUGAAAUUCUCACUUUUUCGGCUACAGUUUUUUUCUUAUUUAACAAGACUGACGGCAAAAGAACCUUUGUGGCUUUCCGCUUUAUAUCAAUUUUCGCUCAAUUUUCCUUGUUUUAUUUGACGAAGAUUCAGAAUGUUUUUAAAAUUGGAGCGACCAAAAUUUAGUAUGUGUAUGCGUGAACAAUUUAAAAAAUAAAAGUUACACAAUUUUUAA
Helobdella robusta is the source of this 2209-nucleotide messenger RNA. RefSeq lists its product as hypothetical. Gene Ontology annotation, molecular function: phosphatidylinositol-3-phosphate binding; protein binding; phosphatidylinositol-3,5-bisphosphate binding. Gene Ontology annotation, biological process: nucleophagy; autophagy of mitochondrion; protein lipidation. Gene Ontology annotation, cellular component: phagophore assembly site membrane; extrinsic component of membrane; cytosol. The record is from RefSeq and is a predicted model, not a curated record. Lineage: Eukaryota; Metazoa; Annelida; Clitellata; Rhynchobdellida; Glossiphoniidae. The coding region runs from base 117 to 1391 and encodes 424 amino acids. The transcript is spliced from 12 exons.